AUGCGACGAGAUCACACAUCCAUGGCAAGUGCAAAUCGACGUGCAAGCGAAGCGACUACUGCGUUGUCAGUCGACACAUUGGCAGCUAUUGAGGCAAUUACCGACGUAGAUAAGGACAACAGUUUACCAUCAAUGCCUCUUGAAAUUAGUGCCGUGAGUGAUACGACCAUGAGUAGCAGUGGUCGCUCUCGUUCUAGUUCCUGCUCUAGCUCGAAUUUGAGUGCUGACGCCCUAGACGACGGCUAUGGUGUACACGUAUUGUCGUCGUCGUCGUCGUCGUCAUCGUCAUCAUUAUCAGAUGAUGAUAAUGAUGAACUGGAAGGAGAGGGACAGAAUGUGGAGCAGGAUACGACGAGCCACUUUCUGGUCAAACCGAUGACUUCAGGACUCCAGGUGUGCCCCGUAGACGACUUGGCCGUUGAGGACGAAAAACGACGACGACGCUCGCGUCGGAAUCUGAGGAAGAAAAGCAACGGGAAAAACGCACCACUUAAUGGCGUUAGCCGCGAUGCAGAGAGUCUUCCAUCGAUGCCUAGACCAAUCAUGGUACGCACGCGUCGCAGUGGAAGUUCUCCGGUGCUCUAUGCGCCAGACAAGUCUACUAGUAGCAUUUCUUCCGUCAGUCGUAAUGACCCCAGCAGUGCUAGCGACAAAAGACACUCGUUGACAUUAUCUCCAGCUGCAUUAGCUCCAGCGAGCGAUCCUGUUUUCGCACCCGCCGUCCCUUUGCUUCGAAAAGACUCGGCAGCAAUACGAAGACAAUAUUGGAGCCAUUUGGGCUUCAGUCUGUCUCGCAGCGACUUGGAAAAGAGUACAGGGCGUAAGAAGGAACGCCGUGAUGGGUUGAAGAUACGGCUAAACGAUGCUGGGGACAGCACGAACGAAGAAGGCGCCAAAAGCUUUUUCCGGUUUAUCGUAAGCUGGUACGCGCCGGUGACGACUGUGAACGGCGAAAAAGACAAGACUUCACGGAAAGAUAGGGGACGCACAGCCAGCGCACAACAAGUGCGGUCGUCGCUUUUACGCCAUUCCUUGUCCAGUGUCGGUGGCGACAACAGCGACGUGUUAACACCAAAGAAGAGAGUGCAAUUCAACGAAGAAGCCGAGUUGUUUUACAUUCCGUUGCACCGUGACUACUCGAAGCGGCAACGUGACUGCAUGUGGCCGACACGCGCUGAGUUUGUCGCGAUGGUAGAGCGCAAUCUGGAUGCUGUCUACGACGAGAUGGAGCGUGAGUACGAGGCUCAACUAGAGAGCGAGUAUUUGGAGAAUGAAGGUAUGGCGCGUGAAGAGGCACGACAACGCACUAUGGAGGCUCAGCAGCAAAAGGCUGCCGAGUCAGUUGCUGAGUCGCAGCGUAGCCUCUCACCUCCAUUGAGCCGCAAUUCGAGUAUCACAUCAUUAUCUGUGCCAAUGCUUACACUAUCACAGAAGCAAGUGAUUGUUUCACCUCGUGCUCGCUCUUCCCAUGAUCUUCGCUUUAAGUAUCUGAAACAUCUUGGCAUUGACACUUAA
Peronospora belbahrii is the source of this 1515-nucleotide messenger RNA. The record is from the annotation of a GenBank genome assembly. NCBI's taxonomy places the organism in Eukaryota, Oomycota, Peronosporomycetes, Peronosporales, Peronosporaceae.